This is a messenger RNA of Adelges cooleyi (spruce gall adelgid), 1936 nucleotides long. RefSeq names its product putative mediator of RNA polymerase II transcription subunit 26. The record is from RefSeq and is a predicted model, not a curated record. NCBI's taxonomy places the organism in Eukaryota, Metazoa, Arthropoda, Insecta, Hemiptera, Adelgidae. The transcript is spliced from 8 exons. Bases 731 to 1936 code for a protein of 401 amino acids.
UUAUAUUGUCUUGAAAACAAAGGUUAAUGUGUAAUUUAUGCGUGCAAACCACCUGUAUUAAUGUGUUAUGCAAAAAUACUUAAAACCUUUUGUAUCCCCUACAUUGUAUUAAACACUUGUAGUCGUGUCGUUGACUUUGGUCUUAUAAGUACUGAAAUUACACUGCAUAUUUUAGUGCAAUUAAACAGUACACUAUAACUGUUACUAUGAUAAAUAUUAAAAUUAUUCUUUUGCUCGGUUUGGCGGCGUACGUGGCGUGUCGUAGCGGUAAAAUAAAAGGUACUACAAACAAAAAUUGGUACAAUGACGACAGCGACUCCAGUGAAUCGAUUUCAUCAAGCGAAGAUAGCGAAGAUGAAGUUUAUUGGCCUAAACAACCCAAUGGACUCAACAAUAAACGUAAAGGAAACGCCAAGGUUACGGCUAGAGAUAAAGAUUUUUCAAGAACCGGAGUGGGAAAACAGGGUUUAAGCGUAGAAUGUACCGACGACGGAGCCCUGGUCAACGGCAAAUUAGCUCCAGAAUAUGAUGUAAGAAACCAACCUCACUUUGACAUGACUGGUAAUGGAAUGAAGAUCAAUGGCCAACAGGUUGGGGAUACCGGGUCAAGACAAGGCUCAAAAACAGAUAAAAGAUAUCAAGAGAAAACUAGGUAUACUGUGAGACGUGGAACAAUAUUGGACUUCCCAAUUCAAAUAACAUAAACACAAACAAUGUUAACUGGAAUAACAUGAACUCGAGUUCACCAAGGCCUAAACAACACGGCAAAGCAAAAUCAAAUAUCCCUGCGAAAUCACCAAAACAAAAAACAACAGUUGCAAACAAUCAAGGAUGCGGGGCUGGUGGAACCUUAAGUAACUUUGGUAAUUUUGGAAAUCAAGGUUUGAGCUCAAACAUCACGGUAGCAGGGAAUUUAAUUGGAAAUCCAAAAAUAAACAUUGAAAGAACUGCCGACGGCUUAAAGAUCAACGGUAAAAUAGUCCCAGGAGUCAAUCCAUACGACGUAAUAGAGAUAUAUUGGAAACGAGAAGGAGGAAUCGAAGUGAAUGGUGAAGACAAACCAGGAUUCGAAGAUAUAAAAAAUUGCGGAAGUACGUCAAUUUUGGCGUCAAUAUCAAAUCCAGCUUAUAACAACGGUUCUGGGCCAAGUCAAGCACCAGAUAAAAGAUAUCAAAAGAAAGGUGGAAACAAUAUUGGACUUGCUAAUUCAAAUAACAUAAACUCAAGCAAUGUAAAUUUGAAUAACAUAAACUCGAGUUCACCAAUCGAAGAUAGCGAAGAUGAAGUUUAUAUGCCUAAACCGUACGGCAAAGCAAAAUCAAAGAUCCCUACGAAAUCACCAAAACAAAAACCAACAGUUGCAAACGUUCAAGGAUACGGGGCUGGUGAAAACUUUGGUUGGCAGUAUAAUAACAGAAAUAAUAAAGAUGUGCAGUUCAACAACGUUGGUAAUAGUGGUCGGCAGUUUAACAACAUUGGUAAUAGAGGUACGCAGAUUAAUCAUCAGGGUAAUGGAGGAGGUGUGCAGUGUAUAAACAGUGGUAAUAUAGACUACAGUGGCAGUGAAUCAUCCGGGUAUGACACUUCAGACUCCAUGCAAUUUGAUGGUUAUAAUACAGGUUGGCAGUAUAAUAACAGAAAUAAUAAAGAUAUGCAGUUUAAUAACUUUGGUAAUAGAGGUCGGCAGAUUAAUCGUCAGGGUAAUGGAGGUGUGCAGUAUAAUAGCAGUGGUAAUGUAGGAUAUACAACUUUUACCCAAGAUAAUGUAACCGUAGAAAUGAAUGGUGAUGCACUCACGAUCAACGGCAUAAAAGUCCCAGAAGUUAAAGCGAAGAAUUUAAAGCAGGUAAAAUGGAGAAAAGGUUCACUCAAGAUCAACGGUAAAAUAAAUGAAAAAUUUACUGGAAUACCAGGAAGAGGAACCAUGAAUUUCUAA